AUGUAUAAAAAAAAUCACAUUUCUGUUAAAGAAAUCCAAAACAAAAAAGUCAAAUUUCUUCCAUAUGAAUAUAAAAAUUACUGCAGAAUCCUGGAUCCUAUCGUUGAAAAAAGAGUUUUAUUUUGUAAACAGAAAGCUGCUGUUCGUAAUCAAUUGGUAGAAUUGAGUCAAACUAUCAAAAAUGAACCUAACAAAUCAGAAAUUGAAAAAACACCUGUAACUAUUCAAGAACCUGAAGACUCUCGCAACCCUAGGAACU
Racocetra persica is the source of this 259-nucleotide messenger RNA. The record is from the annotation of a GenBank genome assembly. Lineage: Eukaryota; Fungi; Glomeromycota; Glomeromycetes; Diversisporales; Gigasporaceae.